This is a messenger RNA of Biomphalaria glabrata, 1491 nucleotides long. RefSeq names its product trichohyalin-like. Bases 136 to 1278 code for a protein of 380 amino acids. The record is from RefSeq and is a predicted model, not a curated record. Lineage: Eukaryota; Metazoa; Mollusca; Gastropoda; Planorbidae. The transcript has a single exon.
AGGUUUCUUUCUUUGCCAUUUAACCGCAGGCUCUAGGCUUUAGUUGAUCUCUUGUACAAUUAGUAGAAUUUUUUGGUUCCCAUAUUGUAUAUAAUUUAAAUAUAAUACAGCCAAGUAGUGUACAUUGUAUUUACCAUGGAAACUAGGUUGACAAUUACUGCCCAGUUUAUAAGUGAUGGUCGUUCUCUGGGGUACGAAGGUGAAAGGUUAGGGAGGUAUGUGGCUGAGCAGAAAGAAGACUAUGAAAAAUCUAAGAAAGAGGAGUUUGAACGAGAAAAGGCUAGAUUUGAGAGAGAGGAAAGAUUGAAAGCAGAGGCGAAGGCAGAGGAGAAGGCCAGAUUUGAGAGAGAGGAAAGAUUGAGAGCAGAGGCGAAGGCAGAGGAGAAAGCCAGAUUUGAACGUGAGGAUAAGGCCAAGCGUGAGGAACACGAAAGGUGGAAAGAAAGAGAUGCCAGGGAGGAACUCAAGAGGAAAGAGGAGAUGGAACUAGAAAAAAUGAAGGAAAAGUCAGCAACAGCGGCUGGGACGGCAACACAGGCAGAGGUGCGGCCUAGAAAUGUUUUAGAUAAACUUGACAAGAGCUUCCAGGGAAUGAAGGAAGACGAUGACCUGAUGGCAUAUUUAACACACUUUGAGGCCGUCGCAACAAGAUGCAAGAUUGAUAGAAAGGAAUGGUCAUUGCUCCUGUCCUAUAAACUAACUACCUUUCUAAGAAACUGUAUGCUGCGUGACAGUCUGUUUUUGAAUGAAAAUUAUGAGGAAGUGAGGACCGUAUUACUCCGACAUGCGGAUAUAAACGCGGAAACCUGCCGCAAGAGGUUCCACCGGGUAAAACCACGACAGAACGAUUUUAGGGGUUUUGUCACAGAGCUGCGAAAUGCGUUGGACAAUUGGUUGAAAAUGGCUGAAGUAGGCAAGACUGUGGAAGAAGUGAAAGAGUUGCUGGUGAAAGAUAGAAUACUUGAGAAUGUGUCCGGUGAUGUGUACAAGCAACUGAUAAUAAGUAAGAAAGGCACCGUUGAUGAUAUGAUUGAUGUUAUUGAAGGUUUUAAGGUUGCUAGUGCGGGUGUGUCGCUUGCUAAGGAAGACAAAGUGUAUGUUGCGGCAGCGUGUAGUGAGCCUGUGAUGAAUCGGAGUCCUGGGGGCAAAAGGAUGGAGAUCGCUUGCUUCAGUUGUGGUGAAAGGGUUCCAAAGACUUACCCGAUUAAUUCAACUGAUAGGGAAGACGAUUGUAAUACUGUGGUCAGAGCACAUGAGCAGAGGCCAAGUGAUAGAUGACUAGAGGUCCGUCGCGAGUCCAAGAGUCGUCGUGACUAUAAGCUGAUUCCGGAUCGUUACACAGUGACAGUUAGAAAUUUACCAUAUAAUGUUAACUGGCAGAAGUUAAAGGAUAGGUUUAGAGAUGUUGGUUUGGUGGGAUUUGUGGAGGUUUUGAUGGCGAAUGGGAAGUCAAUGGGUGUAGGUCAUGUUAGGCUCAGGAACCUAGCAGAC